This is a messenger RNA of Orbicella faveolata, 1673 nucleotides long. RefSeq names its product cytohesin-1-like. NCBI's taxonomy places the organism in Eukaryota, Metazoa, Cnidaria, Anthozoa, Scleractinia, Merulinidae. Gene Ontology annotation, biological process: regulation of ARF protein signal transduction. Gene Ontology annotation, molecular function: guanyl-nucleotide exchange factor activity. The record is from RefSeq and is a predicted model, not a curated record.
GGGUACUAGUCGGUUGUCGCGAUGUCAAACAAGAUGGCGCAUGUUGGUCAUUGAUUUAAAGUCGGAAGUGCUUCAAAUUUAUUGCGAAUUCGUUCAUCAACAGUGUCUAUAGAACAUAUUUAAACUUUUCAAAGUGUGGUAUCCUACGUAGAGAAUAAUAUGUCGACUCCAGUGGUUCAAGAUAGGAACGAUUCAACCAAGGGAGUGAACGGUUUAACUCCAAAAGAGCAGUCUCUCCUCGUGGAGAUCAGGAAAAGAAAAUCAGAGUUGCUGGUUGAAAUUCAGCGACUCAAGAACGAGAUAGCAGACGUAACAGCAGAAAUGGAUUCCAUAGAACAGCGUGACAAUGGUUCUAAGGAUGAUCCAAGGGCUAAACAGUUAUCCACAGGAAAGAAGAAGUUCAACAUUGAUCCUGAUAAGGGAAUGGAAUACCUGAUAUCUAACAACCUGCUAAACAACACUCCAGAGGACAUUGCUGACUUUCUUUUCAAGGAAGAAGGGUUAAAUAAGACAAUGAUUGGAAAUUAUCUUGGAGAAAACAAAGAAUUCAAUCUGGAAGUUUUCCGAUUGUUUGUUGAGCAUCAUGAUUUCACAGGAAGAUCAUUAGUAGAUGGUCUUAGGCAGUUCUUGUGGAGUUUUCGUCUUCCUGGUGAGGCCCAGAAGAUUGAUAGAAUGAUGGAAGCAUUCGCAAAGAGAUUUUGUGAUCAGAACCCUGGAGUGUUUACAUCAUCUGAUACCUGCUAUGUUCUAAGUUUCUCACUCAUCUUGUUAAACACUAGUCUUCACAACCCAAGUGUAAAAGACAAGCCUACAGUAGAGAGAUUCAUCCAAAUGAACAGAGGCAUUAACUGUGGAGAAGAUUUACCCACUGACAUUCUUGUGAGUUUAUAUGAAAGCAUCAAACUUGAACAAUUCAAGAUCCCAGAAGAUGAUGGAAAUGACAUAACCAGAACAUUUUUCAAUCCAGACAGAGAAGGCUGGCUUAUAAAGGAAGGUGGAUUGCACAAAAGUUGGAGAAAACGAUACUUUAUCUUAAAAGAUAAUUGCCUUUAUUACUUCAAGAAUGUAGGGGACAAGGAACCCCGUGGUAUUAUUCCUUUGGAAAAUCUUCAAGUGAGGAAAGUUCAAGAUGCCAGGAGAAAGUACUGCUUUGAAAUAUAUUCUGCGGACAAUUCAUCUGGACUUAUAAAAGCUUGUAAAACAGACUCAGAAGGGAAGGUUGUAGAAGGGCACCAUGAUGUUUAUCGUAUCUGUGCAGUCUCUGAGGAAGAAAGAGAAACCUGGAUUGGCUGUGUAAAGGCCAGUAUGAUAGUCGAUCCCUUUUAUGACAUGCUUCAAACAAGGAAAAAGAAGGUCACCCAGGGAGCAUUAAACUAAUAAUACUUAAUAGUACAGGAACUUUUUUACAAAAUAGUUUGUAUAACUCUUUGAAUAUCUGCCAUAUCUAUACUCAUUUAACCCAUCCCCCAUUCUGCUAGCUGGCACAAAAGCCAGCAAGAAGAUUCAGUCAUUUCAACUGGUUUUUUUUUUUUCGCAUUUCUCUUAAUCAAGCUCCAACUUAGUUGGUACAUUAGAGCUCUUCCUCUACCUUCGUGUACUAUGUUAAUUGUUUAAAUUGGCCAUAUCUUUUUAAAAGGCUUUCUAAAAAGCUGAUUAAAAAUGGUAGACAUGUA